AUGGACGGCGACGACAAGGAAUUCCUGCGCGAAUGGCUCAUCCGCAGCCUCGAGCCAGUAUGCGACGCCGACCCGGAGGUGCUGAGCAAAUAUGUACUGGCGCUGGUGCAGAACGAUCCGCAAAAGCCUGGGUUACAGGAUAUAUGUGUCUCCAAGCUCGAGGAAUUUCUCGGUGACGAGACGGCGGGGUUUGUGGCCAAAUUGUUCACGGCGCUUGCAGAUGGCUCCUACAAAGCCAACAACUCGAGUAACGCCACCAGUGAUGAGCAGUCCAGAGGCUCUAAUGGCUACGAAGACGACUUCAGUCGACGGCGUGAACGCAGCUACUCGGACGACGAGGAUGAGCAGCGGCGGUUUAACAAACGGCGUCGCGACGACGAUCGCUCUAGGGACGGAGACAACAAGCGGCAUCAGGGAAGUCCCAGGAGAGACUCCAGACGACAGGUGUAUCCUCCACGGGACGGAGGGAUGCGAGGAGGUCCCAUGGGUGAACGCGGGCCGUACGGGAUGGGAGGCGAUCGUCGUCGGAAUUUCCCUCCAGAGUGGGGGAUGCCACCUCAGGGCAUGUGGCCGCCACACUUCCCGCCCCCCCGUGGGGCUGGCUACCCUCCUGACUUUGACCCGAAUAUGUACAUGUCGGAGAAUGGAGGGAUGAUGCCUCCCCCGCACAUGAUGAUGCCACAUCUGAUGGGUGGACGGGGCCAGUACUUUCCUCCUGGCGGACGCGGAGGCCGGGGAGGACGCGGUAGUUUCUAUGCAGGACGAGGCGGCAAGGACGGAGAGAACGGCGAGACCCCCACGGCUAAGACUACGCUGCACGUUAGACAUGUGGACCCCAAGUAUGUCAACAUGACGAUGCUAAGUCUGCACUUCUCCAAGUUUGGCAACGUGGUGAACGUGCAGAUGCGACCCAGUGCGAAAUGUGCUUUUGUUCAGUAUGCGACGGAGGAGGAGGCCAAGAAGGCCUUCCACUCGCCUCUCCCGGUCUGCAACAACCGGUUUAUCUCUGUAAAAUGGGCCAGACACGACGCCCAAAGCCCCGAGGAAGCAGUUGAUCAGCCCGAAAACGCGUCGAACGAAGCAACUGGAGAGGACGGAGCUCCCACCGGCGGCGAGACUGCAGAAAAGAAUGCAGAGGCAGAAGGAGAGUCGGCCGAGUCUCUACCUGAGAACAACAUGACGGCCGAGGAGCUGCGAGCAGCAGCAUUAGAGAAGGGGCGAAAGGUGCUGGAGCAGAAGCGCGAGUUGCUCGAGAAGCAGCGCGCGUUGAAGAAGCAGAAGGAGGCGCUGAUCAAGCGACAACUGGCUCAACAGAAGGAACUGCUGGAACGAAUGAGUGCGAACAGCGCGCAGUUCUCCAUAGCGGAGAAGCGCGACUUGCUGAACAAGAUCACAGCGCUGUCGGCAGAGUUGAAGGCCUUAACUCCGCGUAACUCGGCUGUCUCCCCCAGUGCCGCAUCGCGGUCAGAAACAGUUGAAGGUGGCGAGAAUCUUAGCGGUUUGAAGGCGGAACUGAGUGCGCUUGAGGCCGAAGCCGGUGGCCGAGGAGGACGCGGUGGCCGGUGGUCUGCAGGUCGUGGUGGCUACAGAGGAGGCCGGGGUGGCCGGGGUCGUGGAGGAUUCGGCCGUGGCUCCCACACUUUGGACAACCGAACCACGAUCGUGAAGGUGGCGAAUCUACCGGAGGAGGCCUGCGAUCCUGUCGUACAGCUCCUGGCCAAGGCUUCAUUAAGUUCCAGGACCGGUACGCAGGCCAGGCCGCGCUGA
Molecule: messenger RNA, 1767 nt
Organism: Phytophthora infestans T30-4
Lineage: Eukaryota; Oomycota; Peronosporomycetes; Peronosporales; Peronosporaceae
Product: RNA-binding protein, putative
Exons: 4
Coding region: 1-1767 (588 amino acids)
Biological process (GO): mRNA processing
Cellular component (GO): nucleus
Molecular function (GO): RNA binding
Source: RefSeq, a predicted model, not a curated record